AUGGAACUGGAUACCGGCUCUGCAGUGUCAGUGAUGGCGCACAGUGACUUUGUGCAGUACUUUGGAGACCAGAAGCUGAACUCGUCAUCUGUCCUCCUAAAGACAUAUACUGGAGAGAAAAUCAAGCCCCUCGGCGUAUUGCCGGUGGAGGUACAACACAAUGGCCAACAAUGCACAUUGGACUUGUACAUUGUAAAAAGAGGAGGACCAGCACUGUGGGGCCGAGACUGGCUGAGGAAAUUACAGCUGGAUUGGAAGUCCAUUAAAAGCCUGCAGGUGGCGCCAAACACCACCGACAAGUCCACAGAGGUCAAAUUGGAGACAGUCUUGGUUGCUGCAACGCCUGUAUUCCAAGAUGGAAUUGGGACAUUAAAAAACAUAAAGGGCAAAAUUGUUCUUCAAGACGGGGCCAUUCCACGUUUCCACAAAGCACGGCCAGUUCCGUACGCCAUACGACAGAAGGUGGAAGCGGAGCUGGACCGCCUAGAGGCCGACGGAAUCCUGUCUAAAGUUGACUGGAGCCCAUGGGCCACACCCAUUGUCCCAGUAGCAAAGAAGUCAGGGGCAGUGAGGGUGUGUGGGGACUUCAAAAUCACAAUCAAUCCUGUGCUACAAGCAGAACAAUAUCCACUUCCCAGGAUCGAGGACAUUUUUGCAAACCUGGCUGGUGGAAAGCGGUUCACCAAGGUGGACCUGGCGGAGGCCUAUCUACAGAUGGAGAUAGAGGAAGACUCGAAGAUGUUCCUGACCAUCAAUACUCUGAAGGGCUUGUACCGCUACAACAGGUUAGUGUUCGGAGUGGCCUCAGCCCCGGCUAUCUGGCAGCGUGCUAUGGAUCAGGUGUUGCAGGGGAUUCCAGGUACACAGUGUUACUUAGAUGAUAUAAUUGUGACUGGGGCCAACGAUAACGAACACCUGGAGAACCUCCAUAAGGUCUUACAGAGACUUCAAGAUUACGGACUCCGGGCUAGACGUGACAAGUGUGAGUUUUUCAAACCAUGUAUCACAUACUGCGGCCACACCAUUGAUGCACAGGGUUUGCAUAAAUGCAAAGAAAAGAUCAAUGCCGUCAUGAAGGCUCCUCAGCCACAGGAUGUACAGCAACUGAGAUCGUUCCUUGGAUUCAUCAACUACUACCACCGGUUCAUGCCUAACCUGUCUACAGUGCUCCAUCCUCUGAACGAACUACUCCAGGCAGACGGGUUGUCUCGGUUGCCACUCGACACCGCAACAGGCACAAAAGGAGACAAAGAAUCAGUGGCGAUGUUCACGCUCAUGCAGAUCGAAAGCCUCCCAGUGACAGCGGAGAUGAUUGAGAGAGAGACCCGGAAAGAUGCGACUCUCUCACAAGUGUACAAAGCAACGCAGACAGGCUGGGCAGCUAGUGAAAGGUCUUUCCUCGCUCCAUAUUUCCAACGCCGGGAUGAGCUUGCUAUUGACUCUGGGUGCCUUAUGUGGGGAAUGAGGAUCAUCAUACCCACCAAGGUCAGGUCCAGGGUGCUGGAAGAGUUACACAGUGGUCAUCUGGGAGUGGUGAAGAUGAAGGCACUCGCCAGGAGCUAUGUCUGGUGGCCAGGGAUUGACCAACAGAUAGAACAGCUCGCAGCACAUUGUCCUGGGUGCCAGCGUGUACAGAACGAACCGACAGUGGCACCCCUCCAUACAUGGGAAUGGCCCACAUCGCCAUGGCAACGGAUACACAUUGAUUUCGCCGGGCCAUUCAUGAAUAAAACAUUCCUUGUAGUGGUCGAUGCAUGUUCAAAGUGGCCAGAAGUGUUCGCCAUGAAAUCCACGACAACAGCCAACACAAUCGACGUGUUGAGAGGUCUCUUUGCUAGAACUGGUAUCCCCGAACAGUUGGUGAGUGACAAUGGUCCUCAAUUCACAGCUAGUGAAUUUCAGAUGUUUAUGAAGCUGAAUGGAAUCCGCCACAUAACAUCAGCUCCCUACCAUCCGGCUACUAAUGGGCUCGCCGAGAGGUUCGUACAAACUCUAAAACAAGGUCUGCGAGCCUUUGCGGAUGCACCCAUUUCUCUUCAGCAGAAGUUAGCCAACGUCCUGUUUGCCUACCGUAACGCCACUCAUGCUACUACUAACCGAACCCCUGCCAUACUGUUCCUGGGACGGGGGCUGCGCUCAAGACUGGACCUGCUAAAGCCGAACCUGCGACGGACGGUAAUGGAUCGUCAGAUCAAGCAGGGUAAAGGGACUCACAAUAGAGAAACGCGUCAACUGGAAAUUGGACAGACUGUGCUUGCCAGGGAUUACCGUGGAGAACACAAGUGGAUUCCCAGUAUAAUCAGAGAGAGGCAAGGGCCCUUGUCCUACACCGUAGAAGUAGCUCCGGACACUAUCUGGCGACGCCACCUUGAUCAACUACGGGGGUCAGAGGUACGCACUGCAGCGGAGAUGGUGGAUCCUGCUGCUUCAUUCAUCGCUGCUCAGGGGGACCUGAGCCUGCCAACUGCCAGCGCUACUCCAGAGACCAUGAGCCUGCCUAGCUCCACCGCAGGCCAAGACAGCCGGAACCUGCAAAGCUCCGACAGCGACAUGGGGUGUCUGCCAAGCCCUGGUCCGCCCCUGACCCCACGCAUUGGUCUCCCUAGAGCUGGGGCGAGCCCGGCGGUUACACCUGAGAGACGUUAUCCAAUGCGUACUCACAGACCUCCCAAGAGACUAUCCCUUUAA
Knipowitschia caucasica is the source of this 2688-nucleotide messenger RNA. The record is from the annotation of a GenBank genome assembly. Lineage: Eukaryota; Metazoa; Chordata; Actinopteri; Gobiiformes; Gobiidae.